GUCUCGUUCCUCGCUGGCUUUCCGGCACACGCCCGGCGCACCCGGUCUCCGCCACUGACCCUUGGGCUCCGCCGGGCGGUUGGUACUGGAGCGCGGCGGCGGGCUCGCGGAGCGCCCCUGCAGCGCGGGGCUGCAGCAGCUUCUCUCCUGCGGAGUUGGGCGUCCGCAUCACCUGGCUGCAGGCAGGAAACACGCUCGCUUGGUCCCCAGCUGUGUUGCAGAGAUAGCCUCCUGGCUGAUGGCUGGACAGAGGUGCUCAUCACUCAACUCUUCCAGAAAGAAAAGCUAAAGAUGCAUAAUUGUGUUCUGAGAGGUUACUCACAUGUGUUGGUAUAGUAAAACAACACACAAGGAGCCAACAAUAAUGCAGUUGAAGGACGUAAAAUGAAAACCAUAAGUUCAAGUCAAGAAGAGAGAAAGAAAAUAAAGCGAAGCUGUUUCUUGUCCUAUGUAUUCAUCAGAUCAUCUUGAAAUUUAACUAAAAUGACAGCGAACUGUUCUUUUCAGCACCUGUUACUUCAGUCAAAGCAGCCCCUAGACAUUAAUUGUCUGUUGUUCUUGAUCAUAAUUGGGAAAACAUUAUUAAAUAUCCUUAUACUGGGGAUGAAAAGGAAAGACACCUACUGGAGUUUUAUCGACUAUUUCUGUUUUUCACUAGCUUUUGUUGAUCUUCUGCUGUUGGUAAACAUUUCCAUUCUAUCCUACUUCAGGGACUUUGUAGUUCUAGGCAUUAGGUUUACAAAAUACCACAUCUGUCUGCUCAUACAAAUCAUCUCUUCCACUUAUGGCUUUUUGCAUUAUCCAGCUUGCUUACUAGCUUGUAUAGAUUACUCUUUGAAUCUGUCUGGAGCCACCAAGCACUCACCUAAGUGGCAAAAGUUCUUUUACCUCUUGACAGUCACUUUAACCUGGAUUUCAGUCUUUGCUUAUGUUCUGGGAGAGCCAGCAAUCUCACAAAGCCUGCAGACACACAUAGCUGCUGUGUACCAAUGCCCUUCCUAUGUCAGCACUCAGAGUUACUGGCUGUCACUGUCUAUGCUGAUGGUUUUAUUUGUGGCUUUUCUGAUUUCGUGGCCAGAAGUUGUUGCCUUGGUACAGGCUAUGAGGAUAGUAUCCUAUAUGAACGAGACUGUCCUCUACUUUCCUUUCCCAUCCCACUCUGGUUACACUGUGCGCUCUAGAGAAGCACUCUUGCCCAGGCUUGUUGUGUGCUUUCUUGGUACCUGGUUUCCCUUUGUAGCACUUCAGGUCCUCACCCUCUCACUCAGAGUUCAAAUCCCAGCGUACAUGGACAUGAAUGUCCCCUGGCUGUACUUUGUCAACAGUUUUCUCAUUGCUGCAGUGUGUUGGUUGAACUGCCACAAGCUUUAUUUAAGAGGCAGCAUAUUAUCUGUAGAUCCUUUUGUCAACUGGAAAUGCUGUUUUGUUCCAAUCCAUAGACUUAAGCAAGUGGAGAGGCCUGUGUCCAUAAUCAUCUGUUAAUAUGCUGCUGUGUUGGGAGGAACUCCAUCCAGAAGCACCAAGAUCAAUCUUACGAGCAGGACAGAGGUGGCUCAGGACACGUAACUGAAGCCUAAUGUUCCCCUAAUGUUCUUCUGUUCAGCACAGCCUCUGUGUGGUGCAUAUUAAAUAGUGCUGAGCACACCUGAACACACCAAAGUUUUUAUGCCUGUUUAGCAACAUUGUGUAAGCAUUUGGUAUUAAUCCAAAAGUAAAAUAAACACAUGAAUAUGUGGCCAGCUUGAUGUUUUACUCCAAAAAACUACUGGAUGCAAAAUGUUAAAUAAAUUUAAGAUUUCACUGCCAACUUUAAAAUCUGAACUUAAAUAUGUUAACAACUUUAGAGCAAAAUAAAAUG
Molecule: messenger RNA, 1858 nt
Organism: Onychomys torridus (southern grasshopper mouse)
Lineage: Eukaryota; Metazoa; Chordata; Mammalia; Rodentia; Cricetidae
Gene: Gpr160
Product: G protein-coupled receptor 160
Exons: 4
Coding region: 484-1482 (332 amino acids)
Cellular component (GO): signaling receptor complex; plasma membrane
Source: RefSeq, a predicted model, not a curated record